Messenger RNA from Brassica napus (rape), 3835 nucleotides. Its product is annotated as indole-3-acetic acid-amido synthetase GH3.10-like. The record is from RefSeq and is a predicted model, not a curated record. The coding region runs from base 1334 to 3115 and encodes 593 amino acids. The transcript is spliced from 4 exons. Lineage: Eukaryota; Viridiplantae; Streptophyta; Magnoliopsida; Brassicales; Brassicaceae. Gene Ontology annotation, cellular component: cytoplasm. Gene Ontology annotation, molecular function: acid-amino acid ligase activity.
UAUCAAAUUUUGAACUAGUCUAAGUUGGGCCGGCGAAAUUUAUUAAUUUAUAGAGAUUAUUAAUUUAUGGAGUAUUAAUUUAUAGAUGUUCUACUGUAUUAAAAAUAUUAUUAAAUGUAAUCUUAGAAAAAGAUAUUUAAGAAUAUCUUUUAGAUGUCUUAUUUUGAAAAUAUUGAAAUAAUAUAUUAGAGUAGAGUAUAUAUUUAAUAUUUACUAUUUUAAUUAUAUGAGAAAUAAUAAUAAGUUAAAAGAUGUAAUUUUUCAACUAUAACUUUUUGUAAGUAGAUUUUUUGGUGAUUCUGUUUUAAUAACAUAGAUAUAUUUUAAGGACGGUUGACUUAUCGGAAGUGAUCGUGAUAUUGUGGGGAUGAAAUUAAAAAAAAUUGAAAAAAAUCAUAUGGUUAUUACAUAUUCAAUAAAAAAAAUAUUCUGAACCUCCAAAGUUAACUCAUGUAGAGCCCACAUGCCGAGUGAAUGAACAUGGGCAUUGGCGGGACGGUCAAGACUUUACAAGUUUAUUAUCAGUGUUGUAACACAGCAACACAAGUAAGAAAAACGGGGAAAUAACACUUCAUCCGAGUUUUAUGCCAAUAUCUUCUUUUGUCAUCAACAUAAACAGACUCCAUUAAUACUCUGCAAACCAUUCUGGUAACUCUGAAAAGAAACUUAUUUUGUAUUUCGAAUGAGAUAUCGUUAAAAACUUUUAGAUACUUUAGGUACAAGUGUUAUUCAUGGAAUGAAAUUAAAUCUAGAAUAAGAGUUAAUUUAAAUUAAAAAAUAAAAGUGUUAAUAACAUAUUAAUUAAUACACAUUUAAAAACACUUCAUUAGAGUUAUUGUAUUUGAAAUGAGAUAUUAUUUAAAAAAUAGAUACUUGAGGUACAAGUGUUAUUCAUAUAAUGAAGUUAAAUCUAAAACAAGAGUUAAAGUUUAAUUACAAAAUAAAAUGUUAAUAAUAUAUUAAUAAACCUUUAAGAACACUUCAUUAGAUGUUUUAACUCAGUAUCUCUCAAAAUUAAAAACAAAACAAAAAAUUGAAAAGAAGGAGAUACCGUAUUUGUAAGGAGUUAUUAUUAAAAACUUUUAGAUACUUUAGGUUCAUAAUGAAAUUAAAUAUAAAAGAGUUUGGUUACAAAAAAACAUUAGAUUAAAAUAUUUAUUAUAAAAUCUGUGAAAAAACGACUUUUGAGAUACUAUGUAAUAGAGGUGCUCUAAUGGAUGUCUCACUAAUAGAAGUAUAAAUUUAAGAUGAUCAGUUACCAAUAAUACUCCUUUAUAUGUUGGUAUUCCUUUGCAUCGCUGAGAUACAACAGUGCGCUAAAAGCUAAUCUCUGAUGGAAACUGCAGAAGCUGGGCAUGCUGAUGUUAUUGGUUGGUUCGAGCAUGUCUCGGAGAACGCCUGCAAAGCUCAAAGAGAGACCCUGCGACGGAUUCUUGAGCUCAACUGUGGAGCGGACUAUCUGAGGAAAUGGCUUGGGAGUGUUGAUGUAAAAGAGAUGGACGAUAACAGCUUGGAAACUCUCUUUACUUCCUUGGUGCCUAUUGUUUCACAUGCUGAUAUGGACCCGUAUAUUCAAAGAAUUGCAAAUGGAGAGACUUCUCCUUUACUCACACAAGAACCCAUCACUGUUCUCUCCCUCAGCUCUGGAACAACAGAAGGGCGACAAAAGUAUGUUCCGUUUACUUGUCAGAUCACGCAAGCUAUUCUUCAGAUGUCCAGAUUAUCAGCGGCUUACACAUCAAGGUGUUAUCCAAUAAGGGAAGGAGGGAUGAUUCUUGAGUUUAUAUAUGCCGCCAAGGUAUUUAAGACACCAGGAGGACUAGACGUAGGAACGGCCACAACACUUUACUAUGCGAGCAAAGAGUUCAAAACUAAGCAAGAGGCAACAAAGUCUUUCACCUGUAGCCCACAAGAAGUCAUCUCGGGAGGAGAUUUCGUGCAGUGCACGUAUUGUCAUCUCCUACUUGGUCUCCAUUUCUCUAGCCAAGUUGACUUUGUCGCCUCUGGUUUUGCCUACACCAUUGUCCAGGCUUUCUCCUUUUUAGAAGAAAACUGGAGAGAGAUAUGUGCUGACAUCAAGGAGGGCAAUCUUAGCUCAAGAAUCACUCUGCCCAAUAUGAGAACAGCUGUAUUGGCUAUCAUCAGACCAAACCCAUCUCUAGCUUCUCAGAUCGAAGAGAUAUGCAUGGAGCUGGAAUCAAACCUAGGAUGGUUCGGUUUAAUCCCGAAGCUAUGGCGAAAUGCAAAAUAUGUCUCCUCGAUCAUGACGGGUUCUAUGUUGCCUUACCUGAAAAAGCUUAGGCAUUACGCUGGUGGUUUGCCUCUGGUGAGCGGAAACUAUGUUUCAUCCGAGAGUUUGAUUGGUGUGAACGUUGAUCCUCAGCUUCCCCCUGAAGACGUGAGCUUUGCUGUGGUUCCCACCUUUAGCUACUUCGAGUUUAUACCACUUCACAGGCAACAGAAUCAACAAGACAUGACUAGUGACGGGGGUGACUUUGUCGAAGAAAAACCAGCUGUGCCGCUCUCUCAGGUCAAACUCGGCCAGGAGUACGAGGUUGUUCUUACCACUUUCACUGGUCUUUACAGGUACAGGUUAGGAGAUGUCGUUGAGGUGACCGGUUUUCACAACGGGACACCGAAGAUAAGUUUCAUAUACAGAAGGAAACUCAUCUUAAACAUCAACAUUGACAAGAACACAGAGAAGGAUCUUCAGGGAGUGGUCGACAAGGCGUCUCAGCUUCUGAGUCAAACAACACAAGCCGAAGUCGUUGACUUUACGAGCCAUGCAGACGUUAAAGUUAGUCCCGGUCGCUACGUAAUCUACUGGGAAAUCAGAGGAGAAGCAGAGGAUAGAGCUCUCGAAGAAUGUUGCAGAGAGAUAGAUGCUGGAUUUAUGGACCAUGGUUACGUUGUGUCCAGGCGUAUGAAAUCGAUCGGACCGCUCGAGCUGAGAGUCGUGGAACGAGGCACGUUUGGGAAAGUGGCCGAAAAGUGCGUUGGGAAAUGUGGUAGCUUGAACCAGUUUAAGACUCCUAGGUGUACGACCAAUUCGGUGAUGCUUGACAUUCUUGAUGCUUCUACCGUCAAGAUAUUUUUCAGCUCGGCUUAUGAUUAACACAACUAAAAUUUUAAAUUUAGUUCCGUCCUUUGUCUCUGUGAUUCAGUUAUGAUUAACAAUAAAACAAUAAUGAUAAUCUUUGCUUUAAAUAUGAGGUAUCGAACCACACAAUCGUUGCCAAGUGGUACCGCGGGUUUGGAAAAGUGGUAAGCAUGUUCGAAACCUACCAUCUCAGGUAUGCCCGCUCAUGUGACCAAGGAGACAUAUGCAUUUAGUUCCAAUUACAAGCAAUCGAAUCUGCCCGGCACCCGUGGACAUACCCAAAAGAUUAGUCGUUGGCCUCGGCCUACUGAACAUUUCUGGUUAUCUAAAACAGAAAAGAAAUGGGGUAUCAAACCUGAAUUGACCUUUGGAACGUUCUGUGAUCUGAUCCUCUUUUAUCCAAAAAUAUCUUAGAAGCCAUUAAAUUUUUUUUAACUAUUCAUGGUUGUCAAAACAUCGACCAAGCCUGCUCAGAAUACACAGAACAUAUCUCAUGCCACCAUAUGUAAAGAUAUUACCAUGGUUAGGAAGCUCAUUCAUACCACAAGCCUUGAUUAUAUUUACAAAUUGCUGAAACACCAUUUUUUGUGAAGUAUGCCACUGAAAUCACCUCAGAUACACCACAUAUCCUUCCUCCACAUCCCCAUCUAAUCCUUUCCAUAACAGCUCUCUAUUCCUGGCCAAAGGAGCUCAUAUAUACACAAUUAAACUUGCACGUCCACCAGAUUUUUAUCU